AGGCCUUGUUAAAGCAGUGGAAGGCGGAAGUGCUGUAAAGGGAGAAAGUAGGAAUUCGUUCUUGCUUGUUUACACCGAAGGCGGGUAGACAGCAGAAGAGAGAAGGCUACACAGAAAAGAUUGCUAACAUGAAAGGCUGGCCUUGAUGUAUUUCAUACCUGUGCCAAACGUCAAGGUGAGAACUCGUCCGCAUGCCAGCCAGUCGCAGCAUGCUGGAAGAAUGCGUCCGAUAAACAAGCGAGAGGCCGGAGUCUGGCAUCAAACGAAAAGCCUGCUCUACAAGAACCUGCUCAUCAAAUGGAGGACCAAACAGCAAAGUUUACAGGAGCUGAUCCUGCCUCUGCUGCUGCUGGGUCUGCUCAUCCUGAUCAGCACGCUGAACCCCCACGUCUACUACGGCGGCAUCGGCACCAUGGAGCUGGAAAGUGAGAACUACCUGCCCAUCAAGGGCCUCGGCUACACCCCCAUCACCAACGUCACCAACCACAUCAUGGAGGAGGUGGCCCAGGAGCUCCACAUGCAGGAUCGUUUGGAGAUGUUCGCCAACGAGGAGGACCUGGAGAACGCCAGCCUGUACGAGCCUCUGGGCUACGCGGGGGUUGUCUUCCGAGACAACAUGUCCUACAGGCUCAGGUUCCCCUACAAUCAGCUGCCCUUACCCAGCGACUACACAGAGUCCAUUGCUAGUUGUUUCUCCAACUCUGUGAAUUGCCGAGCCGCCAAUUACUGGUACUCCGGGUUUGUGCGCCUGCAGACCCUUAUUGACGCCGCCAUCAUCCAGAUGCAGACCAAGCGGUCGGUGUGGCGGGAGAUGGACGUGCGCGUGGUGAUGAUGGGUCAGCCGGGCUCGGUGGAGGUGCAGAAGUUCCCGCACGCGCUCAUCUCCAUCUACCUGGUGCUGGCCUUCACGCCCUUCGUCUCCUUCCUCAUCGUCAACGUGGCCGCCGAGAAGGAGCGACGCCUCAAGGACACCAUGACCAUGAUGGGACUGUACGACUCGGCCUUCUGGCUGUCGUGGGGUCUACUGUACGCUGCUCUAGUGACCACCAUGUCCAUCCUGAUGGCAGUGAUUGCCACCUGGACCUCCCUCUUCUACAACAGCAACUUCUUUGUCAUCUUCCUGCUCAUCUUCCUCUACGGAAUCUCCUCAAUCUUCUUCUCCUUUAUGCUGACGCCGCUCUUCAAGAAGCCCAAGUUUGCCAGCACGGUGGGCUCCAUGCUGACGGUGGUGUUCGGCUGCCUGUCCCUCUUCACCGUGCUCAUGCGCGACUUCCCCCAGUCGCUCGUCUGGCUCCUCUGCCUCCUCUCCCCCAGCGCCUUCUCCAUCGGCAUCGCCCAGGUGGUGUAUCUGGAGGCCCAGGGUGACGGAGCCGUCUUCUCCACGCUGGCCAACGGCCCCCACGCUCUCUACGUGCCCCUGCUCAUGCUCUCCCUGGACUGCAUCCUCUACCUGCUGCUCGCCGUCUACCUGGACCAGGUGCUGCCAGGUGAAUUUGGCAUGCGACGCUCUGUCCUCUACUUCCUGAAGCCGUCCUAUUGGUCGCAGCGCAGGAAGCGCUACACGGAGGUGAGCUCGGUGUACGAGGCCGAGGUGAACGGGGCUCCCGUGGGAGACGAGUCCAUCGAGCCAAUCUCCCCCGAGUUCAGAGGCAAGGAGGCCAUCAGGAUUAAUAACAUCCGGAAGGUCUACAAAGAGAAGGACAACAUAGUGGAGGCUCUGCGGGGCUUCACCUUUGACAUUUACGAGGGCCAGAUCACAGCGCUGCUGGGACACAGUGGAGCGGGCAAGUCCACCCUCAUGAACAUCCUCUGUGGCAUCUGUCCCCCCACUGAAGGCUCGGCCACCAUCUACGGAUCUCCGGUGGCGGAGAUCGCGGAAGGCUCGGAGAUGAAGCAGUUGGUGGGCAUCUGUCCGCAGUUCAACAUCAUCUUUGACGUGCUCACUGUGGAGGAGCACCUUCGCAUCUUCGCCGCCAUCAAGGGCAUCCUGCCCUCCAACAUCGACGCUGAGGUGUCUAAAGUGCUAAAGGAUCUGGACCUGGAGAAGAUCAUGGAUGCCCAGGCCAAGAACCUGAGUGGCGGCCAGAAGAGGAAGCUGUCUGUGGGCAUCGCCAUCCUGGGAGACCCCAAGAUCCUGCUCCUGGAUGAGCCCACUGCAGGAAUGGACCCCUGCUCACGGCACCAGGUAUGGUCCCUCCUGAGGAACCGACGAGCCGACCGGGUCACUGUCCUCAGCACCCACUACAUGGACGAAGCAGACAUCCUUGCCGAUCGUAAGGCAGUGAUAUCACAGGGCCAGCUCAAGUGCGUGGGCUCAUCGCUGUACCUCAAAACCAAGUGUGGUGUCGGCUACCACCUCAGAAUGUCGGUGAGUGAGGGGUGUGAGGUGGAUACCAUCGCAUCACUCGUGAAGCAACACGUCCCCAAGGCACAGUUGUCACGGCAACAGGAGGCAGAGCUCACAUUCACACUGCCCUUUGAAAGCAUGGACACCUUUCCAGGCUUGUUUGCGGAGUUAGACUGUCGCCCCGAUCUGGGCAUCACCAACUAUGGUGUCUCCAUGACUACGCUGGAGGAUGUGUUCCUACGUCUGGAGGCAGAAGCUGAGGUAGACCAAGCAGACUACAGCGUGUUUAACCAGGAGCAGCAGGUGACGGUGGAGGAGGAGGAGGACGGGGCCUCCAUGGACGACACUGACCAGAAGCUGCUGACCUUCUCCACGGGGCGGCAGGACCUGGUCAGUGGCCAUGCGCUCUGGAGGCAGCAGUUCGGCACGGUGGCCUGGCUACACACACUCAACCUGCAGCGCGAGAAGAAGCCCGUCAUCUACACGUUCACGUUGUUCCUGGUCUUCCUGUCGGCGGUGCUGAUCCUCUCCCUGGCCACGGGGAACAUCCAGAUCCACUCGCCUGACCGCCAAUUCCUGCCCAUCUACCUGCUGCGCCGCCACCAGCCUCACCACAAGUACACCACCCCCCUUCUGGUGCAGAACUCCUCAGACUCGGACAUCUCAAGCUUCAUCCAGAGCCUCGAGGCUCAGGACAUCAGGGUGGAGUUGAUGAGGAAGGCUGACUACAUGUCCGUAGCUCCGCACAGUGCAGCCAUCAACGUCACCGGCUCUAGCAAGGGCUUUAGUUACUGUCUGGCGUUUAACAGCACCACGGUGCACUCUCUGCCCAUGGUGGUCAACGUGCUGAGCAACGCUCUGCUGAAGGGUCUCAACGGCACCGGGCGCAUCAACACCUGGGCCAAACCCUUCGACUACCAACUCCCCGACUCCACGUCCUAUGCGCUGGUCUACAUCGAGGCGGUGAUCCUGGGGAUGCUGGCUGCUGGAAUGCCGGCGUACUUCGCCAUGGACCACACCCGAGACCGGGAGAUCAAGUGCCGUUCAACGCUGCGGAUCUCAGGUCUGGUUCCGUCGGCGUACUGGUGUGGUCAGGCGGCCAUCGACAUUCCGUUCUAUUACCUCAUCCUGACGUGCAUGACCUGCACCCUCUUCUCCUUCCACUCCACCAAACUCCUCACCUCCAGUAACCUCACCGCUGUGGUGCUGUGUCUGAUUGGUUUCGGUCCAGCCAUGAUCCUCUUCACCUAUUGUGUGUCGUUCAUGUUCACCAGAGUCCAGAGCAACAGGGACUUUUUCUCCGUGGUGUCCAUGAUGGUGUGUGUGGUGUCAGCCUCCACGGUGCAGCUGACGUUUGUGAACGACUGGGGGAGCGUGACGCGGAUCCUCCACAGCACCCUGUGCUUCUUCAACCCCCUCUACCCCCUCAUGGGCUGCCUCAACUGCAUCACCAAGGCAACCUUCAUUCCGUCCAUUGUGGAAGACGAGCUGCUUUGGAAAGGCCUGCUGAUCGCUGUGCUUGCUCCCUACCUGCAGUGCAUCCUGCUGUUGUUCUUGCUGCGAUGGCUGGAGCUGCACUAUGGAGGCAAGACCAUGAAGAAUGACCAGCUCUGCAGGAUCUCGUCCAAGCCGAAGGGCAAAGUUCAGCUCAACCCCGAGGAGAACCUGGACGAGGAUGAGGAUGUGAUGGUGGAGAAGGCCCGCGUCAAAGAGGCACUCACCUGCCAGUGCUGCGAAGAGAAACCAGUGAUUGUUGUGAGUAACCUGAGGAAGCAGUUUAAAGACCGACGUGAGGGUUUCUCUUUCAGUAAGAAGAGGAGAGUGGCCACCAAGAAUAUCUCCUUCUGCGUCCGCAAAGGUGAGGUGCUGGGGCUGUUGGGGCCCAAUGGAGCAGGGAAGAGCACCAUCAUGCACAUGCUGGCUGGAGACACUGACCCCACCGCUGGACAGAUCCUGAUGGGCGACUACAGCACAGAUUUCCGUCCCGUGGACAGCCAGCUGGAGCACGUGGGCUACUGUCCCCAGGUCAACCACCUGUGGCUCUUUCUCGUCACCCUUUUCUUUCUCUCACCUGCACAUCUUCGCCUUCUUCUCAUCAGGGCCUCCUUGUGUGUGUGUGUGUCUGACAUUCACAGCGUGGUCAACGCACUGGAGCUGAAGGAGCACCUCCACAAGCAGGCCAAGAACCUCUCGGGAGGGAUCAAACGAAAGCUGUGCUUUGCCAUAAGCAUGCUGGGUAAUCCGCAGAUUGUGCUGCUGGACGAGCCGUCCACUGGGAUGGACCCCAAGUCCAAGCAGAGGAUGUGGAGGGCGAUCCGUGCCGCCUUUAAGAACAAGCAGCGAGGCGCCAUCUUGACCACACACUACAUGGAGGAGGCCGAGGCCGUGUGCGACCGCGUGGCCAUCAUGGUGUCGGGGCAGCUCAGGUGUAUUGGCUCCAUCCAGCACCUGAAGGGAAAGUAUGGGCGCGGCUACAGCCUGGAGAUCAAGCUGAGAGAGGAGCUCACGGGGCUCCAGCAGGUGGCACUGCUCCACAAGGAGAUCCUCCGCAUCUUCCCCCACGCCGCACGCCAAGAGAGUUUUGCCACUCUGAUGGUUUACAAGAUUCCCAUGGAGGACGUGAAGUCUCUGGCCCAGGCCUUCUCCCAGCUGGAGAGCGCAAAGCAAAACUUCAACUUUGAAGAGUACAACUUCUCACAGUCUACAUUAGAACAGGUGUUCAUGGAGUUUGCUAAGGAGCAGGAGAGCGAGGAGGACGAGGUGGGCUCGCUCAGCACCACCUUCCAGUGGCAGCGUCUCCGGCAGGACGGCCCUCAGCCAGUCAGCGCCAACCACGCCGACAGCAUCGUGCACCAGCUCUGAUCCCCGACGACCCAUGAUGCCUGUCCACCUCCGCCUCAGACGACUGCGUCUCCUCCCAACGGCAUGGAGACCGGCGCCGACUGACCCCGUGGCGCUGACCACGCACGUCUCACACACACACACACACACACUCUCUCCAAGCUCCUCCCAUGUGUUGUCUGUGGAACUGCCCACUGCAUGUCCAUAUGUGAUUUGAUGCAGGCAGGGCAAGGGUUGGCUAUCGUUUUUUGUACUAAAAUAGGUGCACUAGAUGCUCCCUCACACUCCA
Alosa alosa (allis shad) is the source of this 5477-nucleotide messenger RNA. RefSeq names its product ATP-binding cassette, sub-family A (ABC1), member 5 (gene abca5). Gene Ontology annotation, biological process: transmembrane transport; lipid transport. The record is from RefSeq and is a predicted model, not a curated record. Gene Ontology annotation, molecular function: ATP hydrolysis activity; lipid carrier activity; ATP binding. Gene Ontology annotation, cellular component: intracellular membrane-bounded organelle; membrane. NCBI's taxonomy places the organism in Eukaryota, Metazoa, Chordata, Actinopteri, Clupeiformes, Clupeidae.